CGUCAUUCAACCACUAGUUAAGAAAACAUUCUACUAGCAGACUUAUUAUCACCAUUUAAAUAGAAUGGAUCGGGUCACUAGCUUGGCAUCGCAGAAGGCGGUGGUGAUAUUCAGCAAGAGCUCAUGCUGCAUGUGCCAUGCAAUCAAGUGGCUGUUAUAUGAUCGGGGCGUGAGCCCGGCAGUAUACGAGCUGGAUGAGCUGGACACCUGGGGCCGGGAGAUGGAGUGGACCCUCGUGAGGCUCGGGUGCAGCCCCUCGGUCCCAGCGGUGUUCAUUGGCGGGAAGCUUGUCGGAUCUGCCAGCUCUGUCAUGACCCUCCAACUCAAUGGCUCGCUCAAGAGGAUGCUCAUUGAGGCCGAAGCUAUCUGGCUUUGAUUUGCUGAUCACUUCUUAAUCAACGUACUCCUUACUUCAUGCCAAUGCGGCUCUUUAGAGGGUAUAUUUUGUAAGGAGAGAACAUUUAUGAAGUGUCCAAAUUUUUUGGUCACUUCCUCGUUUUUCAUUUUAAACAAUUAUCUUUUUCGGGGCUAAAAAUCCAUAAAUUUUCUUUAAGGUGUCUACUGUGAUAUGUUGCAUAAAUUUUUAUUUUCUUUCUCCUUAUUAUAUUACUAGCUGGAUAAACAAAAGUUUAU
Messenger RNA from Punica granatum (pomegranate), 633 nucleotides. NCBI's taxonomy places the organism in Eukaryota, Viridiplantae, Streptophyta, Magnoliopsida, Myrtales, Lythraceae. The record is from RefSeq and is a predicted model, not a curated record.